CCUGGCGAGAGGAAGUGGUUUUGGUGUCCUUCUUGGGAAUACCUAACUACUACCUCUACCACCACCACCACACUUCAGUCUCACUUGUCAACAACAUAACGAGUAACGACCUAAGCGCGCCCGGCCCCGUCAGCCAUGCCCCAGCAGCCCUACGCCGUCGACUCCGUUCAUGUUCAAGUCCGAUGAAGGCAUUGCUGCGCAUGCAUGCCUUGCUGCCCUCUGUAUCCGUCCAUUCUCCAGCCAGCCAGCUCCAGUUCCCAGUUAGCUUCCGUCUAGACUGAGUGUACCUAGCUGUUCGAUUCUCCCACCUACGCCUACGCCUAACACGCCUACGCCUCGCUUCACCACUUCAGCCUUGCCAGACAUCGACUCUUUCCUCCCAUAAUCUCCGAGUCGAUCUGCGGUCGACCCUCGUUGCGCCAUAACCAAUGUCUUGGGACUUGUUAAAGCGGUUCCUCGAGAGCGACGUCUUCAACCAAAACCCCUUUCUCUCCGUCUCCUACCUCUCACGAUAUGCCGACCACAUAGGAAUUCACUAUGUGCUGUGCAGCAAGCUGCGCCAGUUCCCCUACGAGGACAUCGAGUUCUUCCUCCCUCAGCUAUGUCACCUUAUCAUCAGCAUCGACAAUGAGUCCAUGGCCCUGGAGGAGUUUCUCCUCGAUCUAUGCGAGGAGUCGGUCACAGCAGCCUUGUUGACUUUCUGGCUCUUCCAAACAUACCUACACGACCUAUCCUCUAAUCCACAGGCCAAUGCCUUCAAAACAUGCCAGAGAGUGUACAACAAGGUGCAGCAUAUUGUCUUUGGCGUCUCCGACAGUGCAAGGAACGAGAAGAUUACGGAAAACGCUUUGCCGGUGACUGUCCUAGGGAGCUUCGUUCUCGCCAGUAUCGCCGCCCCGUUUCUCCCCCAUUGGGCUGGCCCGCUGGCCGUCGCGCAAGCCAGAAAGCCCCGCCCUCAAGUCAUCGAACCUGUGUCGGACGCUACUCCCGUCAACGCCGCCCCACCUACUCGCGCGCACACCGUCACUGCUGGUACAACAAAAUCGAGACGGGCAAAGGAGGCCCGCCUGACAAGCUCGUCGGACCAUCAGCUCCAGAGCAACAGCCCGGUGGCGCAUCGCCCCAAGCCCAAGAUCAAGGAACCUCAGCCUGACUCCCGGCCGACGUCUUCGGGGUCUUCUAUCAAAACGCCGGUAGAGUCUAAGCGACCUACUCCUUUCGAUUCCAACGUCUUGGAGGCACGCCUUAGUUCAUCUUCGCUGCCUCUACCAACGUCGAAUGCCAAUUCUCCAGGUCUUGUACACAGGCCGACCACUCCGGCCCUGCGGCCAACGACUGGAGUGAACAGGAGGCACUCCCACCAUGUCAAGACGCUCUUGAACCAAGCGGACAUGAGCCGCACACAAAAAAUGCGGCUACUAAAACAAAACUACUUCCACUGCCAAACGGCAUUCCUGACCGCACUGGAGGAUAUUUCAAAUCGACUGGUAAUAGUACCAAAGGCUGCACGCCUAAGUGCCCUACGCGCUGAGCUGGCUUUAAUCGCUCAAGAACUCCCGGCCGAGGUCGAUAUCCCAGUCAUCUGCCCUCCUACUUUGGUCAACGGCUCUCCUUCGCAAAGCCGACAUCACAGGAUAGUCCGUCUCAAUCCGGCUGAGGCCACGGUACUGAACAGUGCUGAGAAAGUGCCGUUCCUGCUUAUGGUUGAGAUUUUGAGGGAAGAUCUCACAUUUGACCCGGAUUCUCAAGAUAACCAGAGACUUCUGACACAGCUUUUGGCCGAACAAGGAACCAGGAGGCGGAUUUUUGACCUUUCCGAGUCUUCUAGGAUACCAGCCACGCCCCGUUCUCAGGAGCCCGUCAUCGAUAGUGUUUUUGAGCCUUCCUCGGGGGAUCUAGGGCACUCGCCACUAAUAAAACCGUUCAACGACGAGCCCUUUGCCAUACAGCAUAACCCCGUUCCUGGCGGUCUCCGUCAUGCUGCCACUACUGGGACCAGCUCGACACAAUUCGUUGACCUGACGUCAACGCCUCGCAGUUCUGGCACUUCGGGAUCCUCUACCCCACCUUUCAGGAGGAUGACCCUCCAAAGUCCGCGCAACAACGCGGCCGACCAACCUGAUUUUUCUGCCCUUGCCAUCCAUAUGCGGACAGCCUCGCAAAUGUUGGCGCAGUUGGAUGCAACAAGUGGCAAGCGGCCGCGUCAUGAAGUGGCCGCAAUCAGGGCAAAGAUUAUUGCCAGCAUGCAGAGUCUGGAAGAGGAGAGUUUUGAAGUCCAUGAUAGCCAAGGGCCGACCUUUGACAUGAUUAUGGCCAAGGCCAGUGCAGAAAACGUUAUCAACGGCAAUGUCGCCACGGACGAAGAAAUCGAGGCUCCCCUGGAGAAGGUCGAGUCUAACGUGAAUCCGAACGCCGGUCUAGCAAGGAUGGAGAACGAUAUCAAGACAGGCGGUCUCCAGCGUAAGGGCGAUCGUGAUGAUCCCAGCGCUGCCGUCUUUGGAGAAGCUUGGGAGAUGAAGAAGGAGCGUAUCCGCAAGUCUUCUCCCUACGGCUGGAUGAAGAACUGGGAUCUGGUUAGCGUCAUCGUGAAAACGGGUGCGGAUCUCCGUCAGGAGGCAUUUGCCUGCCAGCUGAUCCGCGUGUGCCACAAGAUCUGGGUAGAGCACAACGUGCCCGUCUGGGUGAAGCUCAUGCGCAUUCUCGUUACGGGCGAAUCAUGCGGUCUGAUAGAGACCAUUGCCAACGGCGUAUCUCUGCACUCGAUCAAGCGCAGCCUGACACUGGCUACGGUCGAGUCCGGUCAAAACCCUAGGAGGAGGAUCGCGACGCUCAAGGACCAUUUCGUCAAGGCGUUCGGUUUGCCUGAGAGCCAGGCGUACAGGUCGGCUGUGGACGCGUUCAAGAGGUCGCUGGCGGCGUAUAGCAUCAUCUCAUAUGUGCUUCAGCUGAAGGAUAGGCACAACGGUAACGUCCUUAUCGAUAAUGAGGGGCACAUCAUUCACAUUGACUUUGGCUUCAUGCUGUCAAACUCGCCCGGUUCGGUUGGGUUCGAGGCGGCGCCGUUCAAGUUUACAUAUGAAUAUCUGGAUGUGCUGGGUGGCGUGGACUCGCAGGAUUUUGCAGACUUUAAGCAACUCUGCAAACAGGCUUUCCAGGCACUCCGUCGUUCAGCAGACAACAUCAUCGACCUCGUGGCCAUGAUGGGUCGAGAAUCCAAGAUGCCUUGCUUCGGCGCGGGCAUCUCGCAGGUAACGACCUCGCUCAGGGCAAGGUUCCAGCUGCAGCUGAGCAAAGACGAGGCGGAACAAUUUGUGGAGACAGAUCUAAUUGCCAAGUCGUUGGGAAGUUAUUAUACGCGACUUUACGACACUUUCCAGUAUAGAACACAGGGUAUCUACUAGACAGAUUUGAAGGAUCUACAAGGGCGAUUAGUCCCGUGUAUGGGAUAUAUCACCUGAAACAGAAGAUGCGAAUGGGGAGGAGGGACGGAAGAAAUUUAGAGAGGAAUGAAUGGAAAGGUCGGAUGAAAGAACGUAUGGGUCGGUAAUGGGAUGAAUGGAGACAACAAGGUGGAAAUACCCCUUCGUUUUGUAUGAAUGAGGGCAUGGGAGGAUCUAAACGUAUAUAUCACACGGUGUGUUCCCGAUGUCAAGGCUCGGCAAACUCCAUAACGGAAGAAGGCGAAGAGCGGAGAAGAAGUGUCGAAUUUUGGAAGGGAAAGUUCAAUCAAUUCAAGAAAGGGCAUCUCGGCGGCGUUCAUAAUGGGUACCAUAGAGGCUUUAUGGAUUAUGAUAGUGUCUUAUCAUACUAGUUACUAUUCUAUAAGCGGCA
This is a messenger RNA of Neurospora hispaniola, 3831 nucleotides long. RefSeq names its product kinase-like domain-containing protein. Bases 429 to 3401 code for a protein of 990 amino acids. Lineage: Eukaryota; Fungi; Ascomycota; Sordariomycetes; Sordariales; Sordariaceae. Gene Ontology annotation, molecular function: 1-phosphatidylinositol 4-kinase activity. The record is from RefSeq and is a predicted model, not a curated record. The transcript has 5 exons. Gene Ontology annotation, biological process: phosphatidylinositol-mediated signaling; phosphatidylinositol phosphate biosynthetic process. Gene Ontology annotation, cellular component: membrane; cytoplasm.